Microcebus murinus (gray mouse lemur) is the source of this 2858-nucleotide messenger RNA. The record is from RefSeq and is a predicted model, not a curated record. NCBI's taxonomy places the organism in Eukaryota, Metazoa, Chordata, Mammalia, Primates, Cheirogaleidae.
AAGCAUCCUGCCUCAGCCUCCCAGAUCCCAGCGUCUGUUGGAUUUCUACCAAGAGAAAGUUUGUAGCGUCAAAUUCCUUACACUGCUGGAGGGGCCAGACGCGAUGAUUCAGUAGAAGAGCUCAGACCCCGGCAGCGAGGGGGCCCGGACGCUGAAGGAUGAAUGGGGAGGAGGAAUUCUUCGACGCCGUCACAGGCUUCGACUCCGAUAACUCUUCCGGGGAAUUUUCCGAGGCAAAUCCGAAAGUCACUGGGAUGCUUGACUUGGACACCAGCAAAAGUGACAGGAUCGGGAAAAUUGGGGAGAGGCCCCCUCAAGAGAAUGGAAUGCAGAAGCACAGGACGUCCCUGCCCGCACCCAUGUUCACCAGGAGCGACUUCAGCGUGUGGACCAUCCUGAAGAAGUGCGUCGGCCUGGAGCUGUCCAAGAUCACGAUGCCGAUUGCCUUCAACGAGCCGCUGAGCUUCCUGCAGCGGAUCACGGAGUACAUGGAGCACGUGUACCUCGUGCACAGGGCCUGCCGCCAGCCCCAGCCCCUCGAGCGCAUGCAGUCCGUAGCUGCCUUCGCCGUCUCGGCCGUGGCCUCCCAGUGGGAGCGGACGGGCAAGCCGUUUAAUCCACUCCUGGGAGAGACGUACGAGCUGAUCAGGGAAGAUCUGGGAUUCAGAUUCAUAUCCGAGCAGGUCAGCCACCAUCCCCCCGUCAGCGCGUUUUACUCCGAAGGCCUCGGCCAGGACUUCCUGUUCCACGGCUCCAUCUACCCGAAGCUGAAGUUCUGGGGCAAGAGCGUGGAGGCGGAGCCCCGGGGGACCAUCACGCUGGAGCUCCUCAAACACAAUGAAGCCUAUACCUGGACCAACCCCACCUGCUGCGUGCACAACGUCAUCAUCGGGAAGCUGUGGAUCGAGCAGUACGGCACGGUGGAGAUCGUGAACCACAGGACUGGACAUAAGUGUGUGCUGAACUUCAAACCAUGUGGACUGUUUGGAAAAGAGCUUCACAAGGUGGAAGGGCACAUCCAAGACAAAAACAAACAGAAGCUCUUUGUGAUCUAUGGCAAGUGGACGGAGUGCCUGUGGGGCACAGACCCCGCCUCCUACGAGUCCUUUAAGAAGCAGGAGAGGAGAGGCGGCCACCUGCGGAAGGCUAAGCUGGACGACGGUGCCGAGAAGGCGGACAGCGACGUGGCCGACGACGUGCCCGAGGCGCAGGAGACCGUGCAGGUCGUCCCCGGCAGCAAGCUGCUCUGGAGGAUCAACACCCGGCCCCCCAACUCCGCCCAGAUGUAUAAUUUCACCAGUUUCACCGUGAGCCUCAACGAACUGGCGACGGGCAUGGAGAAGACCCUGCCCCCCACGGACUGCCGCCUGCGCCCCGACAUCCGCGGCAUGGAGAACGGCAACAUGGACCUGGCCAGCCAGGAGAAGGAGCGGCUGGAGGAAAAGCAGAGAGAAGCGCGGCGGGAGCGUGCCAAGGAGGAGGCGGAGUGGCGGACCAGGUGGUUCUCCCCGGGCACCAACCCCUACACGGGCACAGCCGACUGGCUGUACGCCGGCGAUUACUUCGAGCGGAACUUCUCCGACUGCCCAGACAUCUACUGAGGUCGAGGGGCGCCAGGGCCGGGCCUGCGAGGCUGGGCCCCUCGAGCGGCCAGGCUGGCCUUGGUCACGGCGGAGACGGACUUUCGGACGACUGUGCUCACGGGGACCGCGCCGUCCCGGUGAGCGGUGCGUCUGAUCAGCUGCCGGUUGCCCAGCCAUCUGCUACUGUGCAGUCUCUUCACGCAGCUUCACUCGGGACCAUCGAUUCAUCCUGGUCUGAACAGGGGACUCAUCCGACGCGGCGAAGACCAGCGGCGCUCACAGGGCUCACGGCGCCAUCGCGGGGCGUGGGCGGAGGGGAGCUCGGGAGGCCCCGUGGCCUCCUCGCCUCUAGGGUCAAGGGCGGGCUUUGGAGAGCGUUCUCAGCUGGGACCAGUGGGGAAGAGAGGGGCUUGAAAAUAACGCCGCGGAGGGCGCGUGAAGCCGGGAAUCGCUCUCUAAACCGUGCUGAUACAGAAGGGAAGAUCUUCAAAGCAUCAGAUCGAAUGAAAUGAAAAGUUGUCAGAUUCUGUAUUUUUUACCAAUCUUCGAUAAUGUAAAGAUUGCCUUUAAAAUAUUUAAGUUAAAAUUACUUGAAUAGUAUUUUGCUGAAGAGCAAGAUAAGCAUUAAUCACCAAUCGUACACUGUCCAAACCGAAGCAUCGCCGUGACGGCCCAGCGUGAGCAGGAGCAGCGAGAGCCGCACGGAAUCCCCGACGCUCCUGCCCGCGGGAGGCGGCAUCCCCGGACGCUCCUGCCCGCGGGAGGCGGCAUCCCCGGACGCUCCUGCCCGCGGGAGGCGGGCAGCCGCGGUGCCCUCACUGCAGAGCCUCACCGUCCCCGCGCACCGCGCCCACGUCUCACAGGGCCGUCUCUCAAGACGCGCCGCCUGCACCCACGGCACUCUCGCGUCCUGCUCCCAGCAUGCAUGUGCAGAACACAGCGAGUCACAUCCCGCCGUGCGCUGGGGAGGGCCAGAGGUGGAGCCCACUCGCAGCGGUGUAAUUAAAGUCAUUUAACCAAAAGUAGGUGUGUGUCCAUCUCAGCACUCGUCUGUGUCAGGGGACUAACCUUAUUUAUGUAGAAAUGUCGACAUGGUAGGUCAUGGUAGAGCUCUUUGAAUCAAAGACAAUCUGCUGUGUGCGCGUGUGCACCACAUGCGUGUACACGGCCGUAUGGAGUGUGGGUUACUAAAUCGGGCACUUCUCAAUGAGAGGUCAUCCUUGUGUGUCUGCGCUUCAGAAUCACAUUUUUAAUUAAACACUUUUGGAAAGUGGG